Molecule: messenger RNA, 7338 nt
Organism: Penaeus monodon (black tiger shrimp)
Lineage: Eukaryota; Metazoa; Arthropoda; Malacostraca; Decapoda; Penaeidae
Molecular function (GO): signaling receptor activity
Source: RefSeq, a predicted model, not a curated record
UAAGGGGGCCAUUGCGGCGACGGACGGUGUGUGGUAAAGGUGUCUCUGGAACACACGCAGACACACACGCGUAUACCUGGCGAAGGGGAGACUCCUACAGGUGGUGGUGUUGUGAGGUGAUUGGUUCUUCGUGAGAGAGAGGAAAGAACGCGGGUUAGGAUGCUGACGAAGGCGCUGCUGGGGGCUCUCCUCCUGCUGCUGGUGGGACAGGGCGCCCUCAGCAAAAUGGUCUACAGGUGCCCCGAGGGUUGGGUGCAUCAGAGUUCCAGCGGCCAAUGCUUCAGAAUCCAUUCCUACGGCAAGGUCAGGAAAUUCUCAGACGCGAGAUCUUACUGCAAAGGUCACGGGGGCGACUUGGCCGUUAUUGAGGACGUCGAUACUAAGAACUGGCUGGCCCUCGCGAUUGCCGAGACAGGGCUAGUGGGGGAGCAGUCGUUCAUGUGGGUAGGUGCCAAGCUAGUGGAUGGCCAGUGGCAGUGGAUAGAGGACGGCCAUCCUGUGGAAUCUAGUGUCGUAGAAUGGGAAGAGGAAGGGACUGGGGACUGCGCUGCCUUCACCCUGGAUUCGAAACUCAAGAAAUACGACUGUGUAAAUAGAAUACACUUCAUCUGCCAUCGCCCUAUCAAUGUUCCUCUUCCCUGUGACUUAGACAUGGGUUGGGAGCAACUGAGGGACAAGUGCUAUAAGAAAUCCAGCGAGCCUGAACCGUGGCACAACGGACGCCUGCAGUGCCGAUUGGAUGGCGCUGACCUCAUCACCAUCACAGGCAGUGUUGACCAGCAAUUCGUCACGGAUUUUGCCCUCGAGAAACAUGACAACAUUUGGAUUGGGUUGAGUGAGGAGGAUCACCCUGGGAAAUGGACGUGGAGUGACGGCAGCGAUAAUAACUACACUCACUGGGACCAAAACCAACCUGAAUCCAUGGACGGGUUCGGCGCGGCGGCUGUGAACCACGAGCAGACGGACGGCAAGUGGGUCGUGGAGAAACUCACCGAAGAUUACCACUACCUCUGCCAGAAGAAGCAAGGAGCCUGCGUAGCCGGCUGGGAGGAAUUCGGCGACUCCUGCUACUACUUCAACACCGAGGAUGACGACCUCCUGGUGUGGGAGGACGCCAAGUCGACCUGUGAGUCGGUGGGGGCGAAGCUGGUCGUCCUCGAUACCUUGGCUGAGGACGAGUAUUUUCGGGCGCACAUGCCUGAGACAGACCAACUGUGGAUUGGGUUGUAUAGCAAUCCCGGCGACGGAUUUUACUGGGUGGACGACACGACAAUGAAAUCCAAGAAUUUCACUUUUGUUUCCGACGAGAACAUUCAGGAUGCCAUUGACGCUGAUGUGAAGAAAUGCACUUUCUUCCAGAUCAAAGAAUCCGACUCCCGUGGGACCCUUCACUCGUCCUGGGUCCCCACCGACUGCGCAACCAAGAACCACUACGCCUGCGAGAUUCCUGCGGGUGACAGCCUCACCCUCCUGCCUCCUCCAGAAUACAAGUAUUGUCCCGACGGCUGGGUGAACAGUCUCGAACACUGCUACUUCUUCGGUACCGUCGAGAAGUCUUGGCAGAAGGCGCGAGAGGAGUGCCAGAAAUUCGACGGGGGAGAUCUGGUGUCGAUCAUUACUUGGGCCGAACAGGAUUUCGUGUCGAAUAACAUCAAGGGCGACAGCUGGAUCGGCUUGAAUGACAGAGACGCCGAGAACGACUGGGUUUGGAGUGACAAGAAUAAGGUCUUCAUCACCAACUGGAAUGAUGGCGAACCAAACGGCAACGGAGGCAAUGAAAACUGCGGCGAAAUGAGGGUUGACAUUGGCAAGUGGAAUGACCUUCCUUGCAACCUCGCGCGUGUGUUUGCGUGCAAGAGCAAGGCCUCUGCCACGCCCGUCUCGCCGGUGGUCCCCACGACAACGCCUUAUCCUGAUUAUUCCGGCUGCGGUUGGGGCUGGACAGAGAACCCGGUGAGCGGCGAGUGCUACCGCAUAGAGCUUCAAGAGCUGAGCUUCGUAGAUGCGAGACAUUACUGCAGGGAGCUUUCUCACUACGAGGGGCAGAGCACGCCGGAUCUGGUAUCACUGACCACGGCGCAAGAACAGGCUUUCGUUGAUGACAUGGUAAAGGAACAGCACCUGAGCCAAACGACGCUGUUCAUCGGCCUAAUGAACAACGCAGACGGCCACAGGUGGAUAGACGGGACGCCUGUUCUCUUCUUUAACUGGAAUGACGGGGAGCCAAGCGGAGGUUACCCGAGGGAGGAGUGUGGAGAGAUGUACGUCGAUUCCGGCAAAUGGAAUGAUGUGUUUUGUACGGAGCGCCGUGCUUUCGUCUGCGAGAAGAAAGGCACAAACUACGUGGGCCCGGUUGACCCUCCGCCACCUGAAGUGCGGUGUCCGAACGGCUGGAGGUACUGGAACAACCACUGCUACUACUUCGGCCUCGAGAGCAAGACUUGGGACGAGUCGCGGUCAUGGUGUCAGGCCAACUUGGCGAGUGACCUGGUCUCGAUCACGAGCGAGGACGAAAACAACUAUAUUAAUGACAUACUAGCUGCCCAGUACCUAAACGCCUGGAUUGCUCUCCACGACGACGACGCAGGGGAAGACUGGCACUGGGUGGACGGUGCCAACUACGACUAUACGAACUGGAUGAGUGGAGAACCAAACAACCAGGACGGGUUGGAACACUGUGGAGAGAUCAGAGCAUAUGAUUAUUACUACAGCGGUCAGUGGAAUGACAUGCCGUGUGAUCUGCUCAAUGCUUUCGUGUGUAAAACCACAGUCAAAACUUGCCCCGAGUCGUGGACACUUUACAACGGCAAGUGUUACUACGCUAGCAACUUCGAAGUGACAUGGAGCGUUGCAAAGGAAAAAUGCAAGGAAUUCAACACAGAAUCGGAUCUUGUCAGCAUUCAUUCACAGGAAGAGAGCGAUUUCUUUGGAGACGUCCUCACCCACAGCAGCCUCGGCACGUGGAUCGGGUUCACCUACGACAGCGCCUCCGGCCAGUGGGUCUGGAGCGACGGGCAGCCCACCAACUACACCAACUGGAACGAGGGGGAACCCAACAACCUGGAGGACGAGGCAUGCACGGAGAUUAUCGACGCCGUGGGCUGGGACACGCACACCAAGUGGAACAACAUGCCUUGUACCGCGAGCAGGGCCUUUGGCUGCGAGUUCUUCCCCACACACUCAGUCGGUUGUGAAGAAGGGUGGCAAGCUUUCAACAACUAUUGCUACUGGUAUUCCAACGCCGACUAUUCUUCCAACUCUCUGUCAUUCAGCGAAGCGAGAGACGACUGUAGGAGUAAAGGGGCAGAUAUGGUGUCCAUUCAUUCGUCGGAAGAAAAUGAGUUCGUUUACUCUCUCGUUGCGGAUGGGUCCUACUACUACUAUGGCACGUGGAUUGGCCUUUCCGAUGAGGGGCACUCGAGCGAACUCACGUGGGUCGAUGGCACUGACGUUACGUUCACCAGUUACGAGCAGUUUGAUUAUAACCCUGUUUACUCCAUCCCCUCCUGCGCCCUGUUCGACUACUCAGCCUACACGGCUCAGUCCUGGACAAUAGGAUCCUGUUUUGACUAUAAUUUCUUCGUGUGCAAGAAGCCACAGGAAGCGACGCCUAUUAACCCACCGUCGAAUGGUUGCAAAGAUUGUCCACGCGACUCGAAGACAAGAGCGAAGGACAGAAGGCAAAGUUCAGAUUCAAGGCUAAGGAAAGGACGCUCGGCAGCUCAAAGCUCGAGGAAUUCAACGUCGAGGAAGAGGUUCUCAAGCAAGUCAACGCCAAGGAAGAAGAACUGGAAGAGGUUUCUCAAGCAAGUCAACACCGAGGAGUUCCUUGAGGGAGAGGAAAUGAAGGAAGUGAACGCCAAGACACGCGAACUCUCGGAGGAACGCGAAACCAGCCAACGCCCCGCCGCCAGCGCCCCCGGAACCGAACCCGAGAGCCCGGCCCUGAUCCGGAAACCCCGAUCCUCCCUCCCUCUAGCUUCCCCCUACACCGUCCCUCCUCUCGACGCCCCUGGCCGCCCCAAGCGCCCCAUCUGGCAGAGCGCUCCCGAAGACGACGCCCCCUUCACCUCCACCAACUUCCACUCGCGCUUCAGGAACCAGCACUGGGCCAAGCACACGCUUCGCUCCUUCCAGCAGCAGCGGAAGCACGACCAACGGACCAACUGGCACGCGAGGAUCAAGGCGCUGCUCGAACGGACGACCCAGAAGCCGGUCGUUAAGGAGAUCAGCGGCGUCCAGGUGGGGCUGCCGACCUCCACCGCGGAGUCGUUCACGCUCUCGUCGAGUGAUGGGGAUGGUGCCGUCAACACCCCCGUGGGCCUCCCCGAACUUCCAACCUCACCGCCAGCCACGCACCACGCCCACGCCCGCCACGCCCCGCCCCCCCACCCGACACGAAGCCGAGCACGCACCCGCACCCCGCACGCACGCCGACAGCAACAACAAAAAAAACCCAUCAACCAGCAACAGCACGCCAAACAGAAACCACACGAAGCACGCAGGCCCCACACAACCAGCACAACAUCGAAGCACGACAGCCGCAUCAACAGCGACGUGGCCUACAAGGGGUCCUGUUAUAAGUUCCCUGGUCAGACCGAUUCCUGGCAGGACGCUCAGGAUGUUUGUGUGUCGAGCAACGGACAUCUAGUUGUUCUUAAUGACAGGUUCGAAAGCGCCUUCCUGUCCAGCUACUUAGGUGAAUUAGGUGAGCGGGCCUGGAUCGGAAUGUCGGGGACCGUGGCUGAGGAUGGUUCGGUCACCUUCAUCUGGGUCAACGGGGAUUCGGUCGACUACACUAACUGGGCGGAGUAUGAGCCGGCACCUAACCACGGAACCUGCGUGGCUGCGUCGGGAAGGCUGGAGACGCCCGGCCUGUGGGAGAUUAGGGACUGCAACGACGCCUUCCAAUAUGUGUGCGAGUACGACCGAGAGGGCUACAUACCCCCUACCCCCCCGACCACCCCUGCGCCUAUUACGUUCUGCGCCGAGGGAUGGGAGAGACAUGAAGGAAAGUGCUAUAAGGUAUUCAAAGAACCGCGGACGUGGGGAAUGGCUGAAGGAACCUGUAACUCCUACGGCGCUUUCCUGACCAGCAUAGGAAGCGCGGAGGAGCAAGGGUAUUUGCAGAGCCUCCCCGGCAUCGUCAGCAUCAGCGGAGAUUACCUCUCGAUCUGGGUCGGUCUCCACUCGUUUCACUUUCCUCAUUUCUCCUUCACAGGUUAUUACUGGACAGAUGGGUCAGCAAUGGACUACGUCGACUGGGCAGUAGGUCAACCGGACAGCCAUCUGGGGAGGGAAGGCUGCGUUCUGGUCGAUAAAGUGACGUUCAAGAUGUCAGAUUCCGUCUGUGAUACGUUCCAGCCGUUCAUCUGCGAGGCGACGGAAGGCACCAUGCUGACGACCCAAGCCCCGCCCACCGAGACCCCGGAUGUUCCCUGCGACGACGACAGCUCAUGGCUCCUUUUCAACGACAACUGCUACAAGUUCAUUUCCGAGGCUGACGAGCCGCCCCAGACGUGGUGGACGUCGCACAGGCUGUGUCGGGAGGAAGGGGGGGAGCUGGCGUCGAUCCACACCUACGAGGAGAAUUACUGGAUCGUGUCGAAGAUCUACAACAAGACUGACCAGACGCUGUGGAUCGGCGGGCGGUCCAAGCUCGACAGCAGCUACGAAUGGCUGGAUGGCUCCGUCUUCGACUUCAUAAACUGGGCCGAGGGCGAACCGAACGACUUCUUGGACCAAGAAGACUGCAUCGGCAUGUACACACGCGCAUCCGGGUACUGGAACGACCAGAACUGCGCCCACACCGAGGGUCGUAUCUGCAAACGACCCCAUCACGCCACGCUGCCUCCCGCGCAGACGACCGUCGCGCCCGAUGGACACUGCCCGUCGGGUUGGAUGCAUGUCGGCUCGAAAUGCUUCAAGUACUUUACGCAGAGACUCACCUUCGACGACGCGAGAACAGCUUGCCAAGCCCAGGGGUCAGACGUGGAUAUGAUCAGUGUUCAUUCCUCCAGUGAACAAGCGCACCUCACAACCGCCCUGGGCCAGAUGCAGGUCAACACGUGGCUGGGCAUGCGGAACGAGAGAGGUUUCCACUGGGUCGACCAGACCGCCGUCACCUACACCAACUGGGCGCCGGGAGAGCCGAAUGGACACUACUAUGGGUCCUGGGGCCCCGGAGAAGACUGCGUGGAGAUGCUCACCCACAACCGCGCCGGACAGUGGAACGACGCGAACUGCCUCAUCCGCCACGCGUACAUUUGCCAGAGGAAUAUGGACCCGAGUAUAGGCACUCACAGCCCGCCGCCCUCAUGUGCGCCCCCACUCGACAGCUAUUUGAACUACAGCGGAUCGUGUUACAAACUUGUUUCAACUCCUACUUCCUGGCAGGUAAGAUUAUGUUUUGUAAAUAUUGUUUUUAAUUUCAAUUUCUUGGCAAUAUGUUUUUGCAGGAUUUUUUUGGCCAACCUUUGCGGGGGCGAGGGCGCGCACCUGGCCUCCGUUCAACACGUGUCCGAACAGUCCUUCCUGUGGGUGCUGGCGCUGGACACGGGCGUUGAGGACACGUGGAUCGGGCUCAAUAAUCUCAAGGACAAAGUACAGUUCCUUUUGGGCCACGAGGGCCCCCAUUACCGAACUGGGCCCAAGAAUGAACCGAACUCCAACCAGACGGACCACAACUGCGUCAGGUUGAGUGCCGCCACAGAGGGGUCGUGGUACAGCGAGCUCUGUACUGAAAAGAAGCCUUACGUCUGCAAGCAUAAGGAUGGUCCCGUGCCCACCCCCGACCCCCCAGCCACGGGGCGGUGUCCGGAUGAACGCUGGCUCAACCUUGGCGGCGGCUUCUGCUACCUCGUCAUCGAAUCUGCUAAGCCGUGGAAUGAGGCGAAUAUGAGAUGCGUGCAGGAAAAUUCCGACCUAGCCUCGAUCCACUCUCAGCAAGAAAUGGAUUUGAUAACCAUGGCGACGCAUAAGUUCCGGGAUCCUCUGUGGAUUGGCCUCGUGCAGAAGACCAACGGCUACGGGUGGAGUGAUGGCACUGGCUUCGACUACGUUAAUUGGCAAGACGGCGAACCGAACAGCGAAAGCGAACAAUGUGCCGAAUUCUAUCCCGGAUCUGGGAACUGGAACGAUGCCGAGUGUUCGAACACGAGAGCUUUUAUUUGCAAGAUCUUAAAGAUCCAAGAUGCUCACCCAACGGACGCGACCAUUAACCCGCCGCCACAAUUUUCCACGUGGAAACCCGGUAAAGGUUGUGUGUGUGUGUGUAUGUGCCAGACGAGCUCCAUUUCGGUUAAUCAUUCGUCUGAAGAGGAUCUCGUGAAGAAAUAG